AUGCACGAGUGGUUUGCAUAUAGGUUGCAAGAAAGAAAAGGGGAAUCACCUAUUGUUCUUCAAUCUAGGAGACUGUUCCAGCAAUUUCUGGUGGACUCUUAUACCAUGGUUGAAGCUGAUAGAAUGCGAUAUUAUAGGACAAUACAGCCGAAACUGCGAGUGGAACGUUACAAGGGAUUGCACGAGUGCUUGGUCCGUGGAGAAAAAAAUGCAGCUGCAACAGGUCAGCGAAUCAUAUUGCCUGGAUCAUUUACUGGAGGGCCGAGAUACAUGUUCAACAAUUGCAAGGACUCAUUUGCCAUUUGUAGAUAUAUCGGAUAUCCUAGCUUAUUUAUCACUAUGACAUGCAAUCCAGAAUGGCCUGAAGUCAAACGUUUUGUUGAAACACUAGGUUUGAAGCCUGAGGAUAGACCCGACAUACUUUGUAGAGUUUUCAAAAUGAAGUUGGACGAACUAAUUGAUGACUUGAAGAGCGGAAAAGUGUUCGGAAAGAUUAGUGGAUAUUCAAUCACCAUCGAAUUUCAAAAGCAAGGUCUUCCCCACGCACACAUUUUGGUCUUUGUCCAUGCCAAAUUCAAGCCCAAGACCCCCGAAGACAUCGACAAAGUUAUAUCCGCAGAAAUUCCAGACCGUACCAACAAUCCUGAAUUAUUUGAUGCUGUGCAGAAGUAUAUGAUUCACGGACCAUGCGGUGUACUAAAUUUGAAGUCACCAUGUAUGAACAAUGGAAAAUGCUCCAAGUUCUUUCCUAAAGAGUUUAGGACGAGGACCAUUAUUGAUGAUGAAGGUUUUCCUAAAUAUAGAAGAAGAGAGGAUGGCAGGACUGUCAAAAAGGGCAAAACUGUGCUGGAUAAUAGAUAUGUUGUACCAUACAACCCAUUGCUACUCCAAAAAUAUAGAGCUCACAUUAACGUUGAGUACACGUGCCAGACAAGUGCAAUAAAAUAUCUUUUCAAGUAUGUCCAUAAAGGCAACGACAGAGUGACGGCUGAAUUUUACCGAACUUCGGAUUCAAGUAAUCCAUCCCAGGUGAUUGAUGAAAUAAAAAAUUACUAUGACUGCAGAUACAUCUCUGCAUGUGAGGCGGCAUGGCGAUUGUUUGGAUUUGAAGUGCACUAUAGAGAGCCUCCAGUUGUGAGGUUGCCAUUCCAUCUUCCGGGUGAGCAAAGCGUAGUGUACAAUGAUGGUGAGACAGUACAGGAUGCAAUUGAAAAGGCCGACAUUAAGAAAAACAAGUUUAUAGGUUGGAUGGAGGCUAACCAACUUUAUGCGGCUGGACGAGACAUUACUUAUUCAGAAUAUCCCACCAAAUUUGUUUGGAAAGACGACACAAGAGAAUGGCGCCCUAGAAAACAGGGUUUCUCAAUUGGUAGAAUUUCACAUGUGCCUCCAUCAUGCGGCGAGGACUAUUACUUAAGGAUCCUUCUGAACGUUCAAAAAGGUUGCACGAGUUUUAAAGACAUUCUCACUGUGAAAGAAGUGACCUACAGUACUUUUAAGGAUGCGUGUUGUGCUCUUGGUUUGCUAGAAGAUGACAAAGAAUUUGUAGACGCAAUAAAAGAUGCCAGCUUCUAG
Messenger RNA from Lotus japonicus, 1575 nucleotides. RefSeq lists its product as uncharacterized. The coding region runs from base 1 to 1575 and encodes 524 amino acids. The record is from RefSeq and is a predicted model, not a curated record. NCBI's taxonomy places the organism in Eukaryota, Viridiplantae, Streptophyta, Magnoliopsida, Fabales, Fabaceae. The transcript has 2 exons.